AUGCAAGACGACGCUCCAGCGCACAAAGCAAAAAAGACUCAAGAGUGGUGUCGAAACAAUUUGCCCGACUUCAUUCGCGCCAAUGAAUGGCCAGCUAAUUCGCCCGACCUCAAUGUUAUGGAUUUCUGUGUUUGGGCAAUUUUGGAGCAAAAAGCAUGCACAACAAAACAUGCAAAUGUUGAAAGUCUGAAAAAGGCUCUGAAGAAAGCCUGGGCGGAAAUUCCACAAACCGCCGUUAUCAAGAAUAAAGGUGCCCAUAUUGAA
Mesorhabditis belari is the source of this 264-nucleotide messenger RNA. NCBI's taxonomy places the organism in Eukaryota, Metazoa, Nematoda, Chromadorea, Rhabditida, Rhabditidae. The record is from the annotation of a GenBank genome assembly.